ACUAGGUCACUAUGUAAAUUAUCUGCCCUCCCAUGUUGCAUUGCGAAGCGUCUUAACGGAAAUCACAAUGGCUAUGGCGGACAGUAUCCAGUCGAGCCGACACGAGAAAAGCCUCGGUUUAUUAACGACGAGGUUUGUUUCACUCUUGCAAGAAGCUAAAGAUGGGGUACUUGAUCUCAAAGUGGCUGCAGACCAAUUAGCUGUGAGACAGAAGCGACGAAUAUAUGACAUCACAAAUGUUUUAGAAGGCAUCGGGCUGAUUGAAAAGAAAUCUAAAAACAGCAUACAAUGGAAAGGUGCUGGUCCAGGCUGCAACACAAAAGAAAUAACAGAUAGGUUAACUGCACUGAAACAAGAACUUGAUGAUCUAGAUGCGAGGGAGGCUGAGCUUGACCAACAGAGGCUAUGGGUUCAACAGAGUAUUAAAAAUGUCACUGAUGACCAGGAAAAUCAUAGAUUAGCAUAUGUAACACAUGAAGAUAUUUGUAGAUGCUUCAGGGGAGAUACGUUACUUGCAAUUCAGGCCCCGUCAGGCACACAGUUGGAAGUUCCUAUACCCGAAAUAGGUCCCAAUCAGCAAAAAAGAUAUCAAAUUCAUUUAAAGAGUUACAACGGUGCAAUACACGUAUUACUCGUCAACAAAGACACAACAAGUAACAGUCCUGUCGUUGUACCUGUGCCGCCGCCAAACCUAAACCAAGCUGCCAUAAACCAAGACAUUCCAACACAGAAACCAGCAGUGCCCAUUGCCAGCAAGCUAGUCCCUGCCAGUGAUCUCUCGUCUCUACAACCCGUGUCGGCGAUAGCUGCCGCUGUAGCUGCUGCAGCCACAUCCUCAAACCAUGCUGCCAUAGAGACGCUGAAAAAAAUGGACGUUUCAAGUUCAAUGGGUGUAGACAGUUUAAAUGAUGUUCCAAGUGAGAUGCUGUUUGAUCCAUCAAAAGACAGCGCCAUGGACGGUGAGCUUAUUGAUGAGCUCAUGCAGUCAGAAAUGUUUGCUCCACUACUACGACUGUCACCACCACCUGGCGACCAUGAUUAUUACUUUAAUUUGGAUGACAGUGAAGGAGUCUGUGAUCUCUUUGAUGUCCCAACGUUGUUGACUUGAAGUUCUAUUCCACUACAAUUUGGAUGGAUUUAUAGGAACUUUUUGUAUUCCAUAAUGACCAUUUGGUUCUCACCGUCACUUCGAAUGACAAUCGUGACCUUUUGGUUGUGACCUCUGUAACAUCACUUUUGAUAUGUGCCGAGAUGACACCAUCACUCGGGAUUGAUCGCUUCAAAUGCUUAUUUAGAUGAGAUCAUCAUUUCCGAUGUGUACCUUGAUGACAUCAUUGCUUUUGGAUGUGUACCUUGGUGACAUUACUUUUGGAUGGUUACCUGUUGACAUUACUGUGGCUGCGUAUCUUGAUGACAUCAUUAAUUUGGAUGCUUACCUUGAUGACAUCAUCACUUUGGAUGCUUAUCAUCACAUCUGUAUAUUUCUGUUACAUGAUUUAUUUAUGCCCUGACAUUAAUUUCUGAAAGAUGUCAACUUUUCAGCUGUAGAUGUGAACUGGCAUAUCCUCCCUACCUUUUUGGGGUGGGGCAGCCCUUGUACAAAGACUAUACCAAAUAUCUUUCCAUACUAACAAGUGCUAAUGUUUAUACGUAAACUCAUUUCCAUUCUGCACAUGAUGCAGGAUGUGUUCUGUUUUUGUACUAAUCCUGUCUGUGGAUUAUGUCGUCAUCCUGACUGGAUUAUAAUAAGCAUAUGUGUACAAUGAACAGAGACCAAGCAAUGAGAAUUUAUAUUUCACUAAAGAAAACUUCCUUUUGGCAGCUACUACAGUUGUAGAGCAAGAUUAGCAGUGCCCAUAUUUUCAAAAUCAUUUUCUGCAUAAAAAUAUUGCAUGCAGUUUGUUGUAGUAUAUACCGUAUGUAAAUAAAAGUAUCUGGGAAAGUGUUUUCUACCAGGGUGAGUGGAGAGGCCAUAGAUUCUCUUGAAAUUGAUUCCUGGAAAAAAGGUAGUAUUUGAGACUUGUUUUGUUUGAGUCCAAGUGACACUGUACUCUAUAAUGGAUUUCUAUAUUUAAGUUAAGACGAUCUUACUGUAAAUGUUUUAAUUAUUCACUGGCUUUUAUAUUUGCUGAAAAGUGAAAGUGUAUAAAUUAACUCAAUUAAAUAAAACUCAUUGGUCAAUAUGGCGAAAUUAAUCCCAGGAAAAAUUGCUUUUCCAGUACAGAUACCGCUUCCCGUUAAAGGGAAAAUUUGCUAUUUCAACAAAUUUUCUAUAUCAUUUAACAGUUGGAACGAAACAUCCAUUCAAUGAGUGUCAGCAUAGAUGUUCUGGAUUAUGCCACGACUACCGCAGUGUGGCUUCAUCCUACCAAUACUGCUAAUAUCAUAGCUGUUGAGCCACUUGUAGUCCAGAAAGGAAGCUUGCACAGAAUGUAAUAUAGGAGUGUAUUUAUGAAUACUAUUAAUUUUGUGUUUUAUUCUUUAUUUUGAACAACUUGUAUUGUAAUCAGAAUUUUUUUUUUAUUUCUACAAUUUGAAUUACCUGAAAUGUUGAUUUAGCAACUUUUUUUUGGAUCCAGAAAAAAGUAAAACUGUGUAUUUAAUUU
Messenger RNA from Saccoglossus kowalevskii, 2606 nucleotides. Its product is annotated as transcription factor E2F5-like. NCBI's taxonomy places the organism in Eukaryota, Metazoa, Hemichordata, Enteropneusta, Harrimaniidae. Gene Ontology annotation, biological process: regulation of transcription by RNA polymerase II. The record is from RefSeq and is a predicted model, not a curated record. Gene Ontology annotation, molecular function: DNA-binding transcription factor activity, RNA polymerase II-specific; protein dimerization activity; RNA polymerase II cis-regulatory region sequence-specific DNA binding. Gene Ontology annotation, cellular component: RNA polymerase II transcription regulator complex.